Messenger RNA from Acipenser ruthenus (sterlet), 6648 nucleotides. RefSeq names its product BDNF/NT-3 growth factors receptor-like. The transcript has 17 exons. Gene Ontology annotation, molecular function: brain-derived neurotrophic factor binding; brain-derived neurotrophic factor receptor activity; ATP binding. Bases 481 to 2904 code for a protein of 807 amino acids. The record is from RefSeq and is a predicted model, not a curated record. Gene Ontology annotation, cellular component: plasma membrane; signaling receptor complex; axon. Gene Ontology annotation, biological process: cell surface receptor protein tyrosine kinase signaling pathway; multicellular organism development; trans-synaptic signaling by neuropeptide, modulating synaptic transmission. NCBI's taxonomy places the organism in Eukaryota, Metazoa, Chordata, Actinopteri, Acipenseriformes, Acipenseridae.
ACAGGCAGCAUCACAGACUCACACGAGCGUGCAUCUAUCAUCUCUUAAUGUUUUUUCCCCCUCCAGCCCUGCACCAGCCAAGAAGCAGGAGCAGCAGCAGCAGGAUCAGCAGCAGCAGCAUUUUUUCUGUAGCGUAUGCACCACUGAAAUCAACAAAACCAGCUUUGGGACUGAAAGAGAGAGAGAAAUAGAGAGAGAUAGAUAGAGAGAUAGAUAGAUAAAUAGAUAGAGCCCACACAUACGAACCUUUAAAAAUAUCCGUAUGUGACUUGUUGCGAAGACACACACACACACACACACGCACACGCACACGCACACACACACCCACCCACACAAGACCAUUCUCUCAUAGCCUCACCUCUGUCCAAAAGGAUUAUCUCAUGGUUGUUUGUCUGUAUUUCUGACCAUACCGCCGGGAGGGUAUAAGGAAGCAGGACCUUUUUUUUUGGAGAAUCUGGAUUUGGCACCGAGGGAUCCAAUAUGAUCGCCUUUUGGAGGUGUCAUGGAGCCGCUGUGAUGUCUCUUUGGGUAUUUUGUUGGCUUUUGCUGGGGCUUUGGAGGCUCACUGCCGCUUGUCCUUCUUCAUGUACAUGCAGCAGCAGCAGGAUCUCAUGUAUCGAGCAGGAUCAAGGGAUCGUGGCUUUCCCAGUAUUAAGUUCUGCUAUAGAAAUGGAAAAUAUUACUGAAAUAUACAUUGCAAACCAAAGCCAGUUACGCGCCAUCAAUGACAUUGACGUGGAGGCGUACUUGAGCCUGAGAAAUUUAACGGUGACAAAUUCUGGACUGUCUUACGUGUCCCGUCGGUCAUUUCAGAAGACUCCCAAUCUCCAAUAUGUCAACCUAAAAAACAAUAAAUUAUCUACUUUAUCUUGGAAGACCUUCAGACAUGUAAACUUGGCAUAUCUGGUACUUACAGGAAAUCUAUUCCAGUGCUCUUGUGACAUUCAGUGGAUCAAACUGUGGCAGGAGAAUGACACAGCCAGUCUGCAGACUCAGAAUUUGAUGUGCAAGGAUCACAGCAAUAGGAAGUUCUUACUAACCGAAAUGCACAUUCCGGAUUGUGUGAUGCCUACAUCUAGUAUAAGCCCUUCCAGUGUUACCUUAAUGGAAGGAAGUGACAUCACACUUGAGUGCAGAACCUCUGGAACUCCUUCUCCAGAUGUAAACUGGGAUCUAGGCAACUUGGUCACAAGUUAUCAGCAGUACAACCUAAAUCAACACUAUACAACGCUCAAGAUGAUAAACGUUUCUUCCAAUGAUACUGGAAAAACAAUAUUGUGCAUAGCAGAAAAUAUUGUGGGGGAAAAUGAAUCUUCAGUUAUUCUGGUUGUGCAUUUUCCACCAAAAAUAACAUUUUUAGGCCAGGCAGUCCUGGACCACCACUGGUGCAUUCCAUUCAGUGCAAGAGGGAACCCAAAGCCAAAGCUAAUUUGGUUCUAUGAAGGGGCUGUUUUAAAUGAGACCGACUUCAUCUGGACUAGUAUUCACCUCGCCUUUGAUAGCGAACACCAUGGCUGCCUGCAACUAGAUAGCCCCACUCAUCUCAACAAUGGCCAAUACACUCUGUUGGCAAAGAACGAAUAUGGGACAGAUGAACGCACUGUUUCUGCUCAUUUUAUGCCAGAUCCAUUGCUUGAUUCCACAGAACCUCCUUAUUAUGACUAUACCUCGGAUCCUGCACCCACCAAUGUUCCAGACGUGGAACCAGACAGCAUUGCUGUGUAUGUAGUGGUGGGCAUUGCUGCUGUGGCGUUCACAGGAUUUGUGUUGAUGUUGAUCAUACUGAAAUUCGGAAGGAACUCCAAAUUUGGAAUUAAAGGAACCUCUUCAGUGAUCAGCAAUGAUGAUGACUCAGCCAGCCCUCUGCAUCAUGUGUCCAAUGGCAGUAACACCCCCUCUUCAUCGGAAAUGGGUUCUGAUGCUGUCAUCAUUGGAAUGACGAAGAUUCCAGUCAUUGAAAACCCCCAGUAUUUCAGGAGCACUAACAACAUGCUCAAGUCUGACACUUUUGUCCAACACAUCAAGCGUCACAACAUCGUCCUGAAGAGGGAGCUGGGAGAAGGGGCCUUUGGGAAGGUGUUCCUGGCAGAGUGCUACAACCUCUGUCCUGAUCAAGACAAAAUCCUGGUGGCUGUCAAGGCCCUGAAGGAGGCCAGUGAAAAUGCCCGUAAGGACUUUCACCGGGAAGCUGAGUUACUGACCAACCUGCAGCAUGAGCACAUUGUGAAGUUCUAUGGUGUUUGUGUGGAGGGGGAUCCUCUCAUCAUGGUCUUUGAGUACAUGAUGCAUGGAGAUCUUAAUAAGUUCCUCAGGGCUCAUGGUCCCGAUGCCGUGUUAAUGGCAGACGGUCAGAAUAAUCGCCUUGCUGAGCUGACCCCGUCUCAGAUGCUGCACAUCGCUCAGCAGAUUGCAGCGGGCAUGAUGUACCUGGCAUCUCAACACUUUGUGCACCGUGACCUCGCAACCAGGAACUGCCUUGUCGGUGAAAACUUGCUGGUGAAGAUUGGGGACUUUGGGAUGUCAAGGGAUGUGUACAGCACUGACUACUACCGGGUAAGUGUUGGGGGUCACACCAUGUUGCCGAUUCGCUGGAUGCCUCCAGAGAGCAUCAUGUACAGGAAGUUCACUACAGAGAGUGACGUCUGGAGCCUGGGUGUAGUAUUAUGGGAAAUCUUCACCUAUGGCAAGCAACCAUGGUAUCAGCUUUCAAACAAUGAGGUGAUUGAAUGCAUCACUCAGGGUCGUGUCCUGCAGCGUCCUCGGAACAGCCCAAAAGAAGUGUAUGACCUAAUGUUGGGCUGCUGGCAGCGUGAACCCCACAUGCGGCUGAAUAUUAAGGAAAUACACAGCCUCCUUCAGAAUCUGGCUAAGGCUUCACCUGUAUACCUGGACAUACUAGGCUAAACUCUCAAGACAGCCCCCUCCCUGACCUAUGUGGAGUAUGUGUGGAUGUAUGUGUGUGAGAAAGUGUGGCUAAAACUCUGCUCUUAUCUCCGAUGGCAUUAGUGAAGAAGACGAGGAGAAUCUUUUUCAAAGGGCAACCUUCAUAAAUUCUCCAUGUGCAGACGCAUUAUUGACCAGUGUUAUCUUUCUAUUUCUCUUAUCGACCCAUGCUUCUGCUCCAUCAUAACUCUGCAUAGACAAAAAGCCUUAUAUCUGAUUGUGUGCUUGUUUUUCUUUUCUCUGAAGACCCUCCCAAUCGUCCUCAGUAAUGAAAAUUGCCUUCUCGCAUUCUUGCCUUCGACUGGGAUGAAAAAAGGGAAAACUGACUAUCAGAAUGUGUUGUAAAUAUUCCCCACUUACAUGGAUUCAUCUUAACCUUGGCUUUUGGUUUUGAUUCAUGACAUAACUUUUUGUGGUAUACUGUACAAAGUUAAAAGGAAGUUUUUUUUCCACCUGGAGACAGAAAAAGAAAGGAAAACUUAUUCUCAGCUUCUUUGUAUGGAAUUGUUCUGACAGGCUAUUGUCCUACUGGCAGUCUCUGAAAGAGUAACACAUACAAGAAAUCUGCAACAGCGACUAGUUUGGCCAUUUUCUUCUUUGAAAUUCAUUACAUAAUCCCUUUCUUUUAAAAAGAAGUUUUAAUUCUUGGCAAAACCAUUUGGAAACUGUUUACCCAAAAUAAUUAACACAGAUAUGAAAAGUUGAAUUGAUGUACAGUUAGAUUCACUGGAAGCUGAAACACCAUUUGACUGCAAUUGUGACCACAAUCUCCAGACAAUCAUUAGACACUUCAGCUUGGACUAAUGCAUAGUAUUCAUUUCAGGGUCAGCCACUGCAGACGCUGGACUUCUAUAAUGCAGCACUUGUAAAUGCCCUGACAAAUUAUCUAAAUAUGUGCUUGUCGUGAUGUGUCUUUUUUUGUGUUAAUGCCCCAUAUUUUGUGGAGCAAAAUUUAAUUUUGCAUGGUCUUCAUAGUUAAAUACCUUUAGUGCAAAUUAUUGCUUGAGUCUCAUAUUUCCUGACAGAAACAAAUCUAGUUAUCCAUAUAGGUGUAACAUAUAUUUAAUUAAGAAAACUAAUGGCGGUCAUUAGUUUGCGAACAAAUGGCUUUACAUUGUUAAAAUAUGAUUGGGAAGAUAGAAAUUCUGAAAAAUGGAGAUCCCAGAUUCAGUCGGAAGCGAUGACAGAGCUGAGUCCCUGAGGAUGUAGAAAUCGGUUUCAGAAUCCUUCUGUCAGUAAUUUGUUUCUGACAGACAGUGCAUGAAUACACUGCUGCACAAGAUGCAUGGUUGUGUUGCUGAAGUUUAGCUCAUCACCACAUAAAUCUCUUGCGUACAGACACUUAGGAAUUUCAGCUCAAACAGUAAGAUCUAUUUGGGAUAGUCAUUUUCUGUCAGAAAGCAUACUCCUUCUGAGAGAGAACACCAUAAAUGUGUUUGCAGUCAAACUGGUCAAGUAUAUAUUGCAUUUGUAAUAUAUUACAUUUAUAAUAUAUAUAUAUAGUUCUGUUCUUUAUUAUUGAAUGAGCAGAUGGUAAUUUAUUAUUAGUAUUGUUUUAAAGCUUUUUUUGUUUGUUUGUUUGUUUUUUCAAAUUAUAUUUUGAUACAUAAUUUAUUUUUACUGAAGCACUUUUCUCUUAAAAUGGUUAAUUUACUGAUUCUAACAAACGUGGGACCUAUGAUUAUUAUCCACCACAUAAUUAUUGAUUAAUCACAAAGGUCAAAGAUAAUAAGCAGUAGCUAUCAAGUCAUAUCAUAAAAUAAGACCAUAACAGCUGCUGCCUUUACUGAAUGAAAGCACAUAUUCAUACAUUAUACAGAAUUUCUUUAGAAUGUGAGUAUUCAGCUGAAGUAUUUCUGAAAAUGUAGUUACUGAGAAUAGGGGAAAUAACUUAAAUGUAACAAUGCAUUUUGACUUUGUUUUAUGGUGGGUUGCAUUAAAGCAUCAUAUCAGUUUAUAAUAUGGAUGUCCCUCAGAAGUUGAUGAUAUUUAAAUUAUAAUUCUGUAAGCGACUGUAUCAUCCGCAGGAACCUUUCCAUUAAGCUGAUGAGACAAUCUGACUUUAUUUUACUUUGACAAUGUACGUAACUGAAUUAUUUGUGAAUUUUCUUAUAAUGAAAUGUGACACAGGUACAGUAUUUUUUCUAAUUAUACCAAUUAGAAAUGCUUAUUGAAUGCUUUAGUUUUAACAAAUGCAGAAUUUAUUUAAACUUAAAACAUGCUGUUUUGAUAUGCCCAUCUUAAAUCAACACAUGCGGGCAUUGCUAAAUCACCUGGUUAAAAAAAGAUGAUUCCUAUUUUUGCCAAAAGUAUAUUGUGCUAAACUGGAAUUUAAAAUGUAGGUAAAUCUUUGUGAAAUAUACAUUAGAAAAGGAAUAUGAGCGCUGUAACUGCAUUGAAAAAGUCAACCAGGCAUAAGUGUCCCUUGGCAAGCAGUGUUGCUGACUGAUGGCGGCUUAGAUGCUGCUGGACCAAGAUGUAAAUACAUCUGCAGUUGUAUUUGUAUAAUGUUGCCAAUAAGUUCUCAUCUUUUAUUAGAUUUUGUAUUCCAAAUGUAAACAUUUAAUUAUGAAAACAUACUAUUUUUUAAAAUUAUUGUUUUAACUUUUUUUUCCAAUAAUAAAACAAAAUUCUGUUUUAUGGAGAAAACAAGAUGAUAACCUGCUGAAAUGCACACACACACACACACACACACACACACACGUUUACUAAGUGGGAACAUCAAUUUGAUUGACAGCUACAUGGAUUUUUUAAAGCAUUCUGCAGCUUUGAGGAUUAUUAUUAUUAUUAUUAUUAUUAUUAUUAUUAUUAUUAUUAUUAUUAUUAUUAUUAUUAUUAUUAUUAUUUUAUAAGAUUACUUUCCCAGAAAAGAUGAUGUUAUGACAAUAUAACAAUGUUAUAUUUUUGUCAGUAUUCACUCUUUGGUUGACAAGGGCAGACAUGGAAGUUUAAAGGUCAGGUCUUCAAGCCUUAAAAGUAUAUUCUUUCUAAAAAACAUUUUACAGCUCUACAGCAAUGCAAAAUGGGUUAUAAUAUAGAAAUAUUUCUCAUGGCAUGGCAGCAGUAUAUUAGGUAAUUUCUUGGCAUCUCAAGUUAGUCACCAUUUCUGUUAGGCCAAAGUAAUAUCUGUGACAAAGGAACUUUAUAACUGAAAUUAUCUAUUGAAUGUCUUAUCUGUGCAGUAAAGAGAUAGCUGCUCCACUGCCUUAGUGGCAGUGACAGAGAUUAGCCUAUUUGUAUCUGAGACAAUGCAAUCUUGACAUCCUUGCUUAAAGCAGUAAAAUGAGUAUUAAUAGAGAAGUUGGCAAUAUGGAUAAGUACAAAACUUUGUACUUGCUGAAAUAGCAGAAUUUUUUUUACUAUUAUUAUUAUUAUUAUUUAUUGUUAUUAUUAUUUAUUGUUAUUAUUAUUAUCUUGAACAGUAGGAUCAAUGUUGUUUUUCUUGAUGUAGAUGAACACUUUAUCUUUGUUCUAUAGUGUCUGUUUUAUGUCUUGAAAGUAAGGCAAUUCCUCAGUUUUUACUGCCUUUUGUAAAUCCAACACCAAUAGUCUACAUAUCAGAGGGAGUUUUACAAGCUGUAAGUGCAUUGACUUUUCCCCAGCCCUGUUAUUAAUCUUGAUUUUUUUUCUUUGAAUGAAAAACUGAUUUGGCAUAACAAACAAUCUCUUCUUUGAAUAUAUCUGUAUUAUGUGUUCUUUAAUUAA